Molecule: messenger RNA, 1178 nt
Organism: Contarinia nasturtii (swede midge)
Lineage: Eukaryota; Metazoa; Arthropoda; Insecta; Diptera; Cecidomyiidae
Product: protein tramtrack, beta isoform-like
Exons: 3
Coding region: 116-751 (211 amino acids)
Molecular function (GO): protein binding
Source: RefSeq, a predicted model, not a curated record
UCACACUGCUUGUCGACACAUUUUACACUCGUUGUUACUUAGUAUUCAUUGAGAAUUACGCAGCAUAACCACGUGACGGUACAAAUUGAAAUAUUCGGGACAACGAAACAACAAUAUGAACAUGGACCAAGAACAGGUGGAAAUUGAAUGGAAACAAUUUGGGGAAGGAUUCGUUUCGGAUUUAUGGAAGUUUUACAAUAGUUCAGAAUUUUCGGACGUAACCAUUUCAACCGAAGAUGGCCAAGAGAUAAAAAGUCAUCGCAUUUUAUUGGCAAUGUGCUCCGUAUACUUUCGUGAUUUGUUCAAACGGCACAAGGGACCCGGCCAUAUCAUUUGUUUGUCAAACAUGCACUCUUCCAUCGUUCGAAAGAUAUUUGCUUUAAUUUAUACGGGCAUUGUUUCAAUUGCACCGUCUAUGGUCAAUGAUUUUGUGAAGGCGGCAAAGUAUUUGAAGUUACAAGGUUUCGAUGAUAUUACGUCGGACAUUGAUGAUCAUGAUGCUGUACGGCCGAAUGGCACACGAACAAACCUUACACCAAAUCUGGCUCGUCCAUUUCAUAUAAAGUUGACACGACUUACAGCUACUGUACAAAGUAGCGGUGGAAGUGACAUGUCACCAGGCAUGAAUGCGUUCGUGUCAUCGACCAAUCCGGUGGCCAAUGACAAAUUCUUCCCAUCAACCGAUUCAUCGGAUGCAAGCAGCGCCGAUGAAAUGGGCUCACAAAAUUCCGAUGCAAUGGCAAAUAACUGACAAAAUACAUGCAAAACAGAAACAAACCAGCUAAAUACUAUAUUUAUAGCGGCCACUAUUUUUUUGGCCAAAUUUAUUUUUUUUUUAUAUUUUUUAUUUUGACAAACAUAAAAUCUUUGACUUUACACAAUUUUUCUUAACUCAAAAAUAAAUUAUUGAAAGACAAUUUCAUGAAGAAAAAAAAACAUUUCACCGAAAUAAUCCUAUUUGGAAGGAUUUAUUCGAAUACAAUUUUUGACAGUGUCAAAAUAAAUGUUUGAUUAUUUAACAUUAUAACAAAAUUGCAAAGUUUAUAAUGAAUUAUAGAAAAAGAAUAAAUGAUGUUAAAAAUCACUUGACAUAUUUCUAAAAAGAAGAAGAAUUAUUCUUUUGAAUGUAAAUAGACAACAAAACAUGAUAAAAUAAUAAUAAAGUUUGAACUCAUUGC